AUGGGCGCCCCCCCUGAAGAGCCUCCGGAGCUCUGGGGAAGGAUCCGGACCUUCUUUAGAACAAUCAAGUGCUUGCUCGACAAAUCCGAACCCUCGUCCCCAGCCCCUCCGCCAGCCCCGACCCGGAACGUGGGAUGCACACACGUGUACGGCUAUGUGUUUGGGCACAUACCUGAGAGCCAGGUGGAUCGCCUCCCAGCACAGCAGGUGCUGGACACUGGCGAGCGGCUGAUGGUCCCUGUGGAGGUCCUGGAUGUGGGCAAUGAGGGCGCCUGGUGGAAAUUCCUGAUCUCAGGGGCUGUGGCUGGGGCUGUGUCUCGUACUGGCACUGCGCCUCUGGACCGGGCCAAGGUGUACAUGCAGGUCUACUCCUCCAAGACCAACUUCAUGAGCCUGCCCGGGGGUCUACGGAAAAUGAUCCAGGAGGGGGGCUUCCGUUCCCUGUGGCGUGGCAACGGCAUCAACGUGCUCAAGAUUGCCCCUGAGUACGCCAUCAAGUUCUCGGCCUUCGAGCAGUGUAAGAACUACUUCUCCAGCGAGCGCAGGACUCCUCCCUUCCAGGAACGCAUCCUGGCGGGCUCCCUGGCUGCAGCCAUCUCCCAGACACUCAUCAACCCCAUGGAGGUGCUGAAGACUCGGCUGACGCUGGGCCGGACCGGGCAGUACAAGGGGCUGAGGCACUGUGCCCGGCAGAUCCUGGAGCAGGAGGGACCUCGCGCCUUCUACCGCGGCUACCUGCCCAACAUGCUGGGCAUCAUCCCCUACGCCUGCACUGACCUGGCCGUCUAUGAGAUGAUGCUGCACUUCUGGCGGAGGUCAGGCAGGAACAUGGAGGACCCCAGCGGUCUGAUGGUCAGUGUGUCAUCUGUGACACUAUCCACGACCUGUGGCCAGAUGGCCAGCUACCCACUGACCUUGGUGCGCACCAGGAUGCAGGCGCAAGACUCUGUGGAGGGCUCGAACCCCACCAUGCGUGGAGUCUUCCAGAGGAUUCUGGCCCAGCAAGGCUUGCCGGGGCUGUACCGAGGAGUAACCCCCACGCUGCUGAAGGUGCUUCCCGCUGGCGGCAUCAGCUACCUGGUGUAUGAACUCAUGAAGAAAACUCUAGGUGUUGAGGUGGCCAGCUAG
This is a messenger RNA of Elephantulus edwardii (Cape elephant shrew), 1128 nucleotides long. RefSeq names its product solute carrier family 25, member 41 (gene SLC25A41). Gene Ontology annotation, molecular function: ATP transmembrane transporter activity. Bases 1 to 1128 code for a protein of 375 amino acids. Gene Ontology annotation, biological process: transmembrane transport. NCBI's taxonomy places the organism in Eukaryota, Metazoa, Chordata, Mammalia, Macroscelidea, Macroscelididae. The transcript is spliced from 7 exons. Gene Ontology annotation, cellular component: mitochondrial inner membrane. The record is from RefSeq and is a predicted model, not a curated record.